GGGCGUGCCAUCACAGCUGUCAGUGCAAAAGUGGGAUAUUUGUACCUUCACAGGACAGUACAGGGGUCCUGUGAGAGGGGGGGGCGGUUAUGCUUUGAGCUGCAUUUUUAGUUUUAUUUAAAAAAAAAAAAUCCUCAGUCAUGUCUCGGAUAUUAAACUUAUUCAAAGUUCAGUUGCGGAGAGAUUUAGCCGCGCAUCGUGGGACUGCUCGGCUUCUUUUGAGGACCAUCUGCUGCACUGCAAGAAAACACGCUGAAGAGAGUGAUGCAUCCACAGUUUUGGGAAAGCGGUGGAAGGACACAGCAGAAACUGUCAUCAUCGGUGGUGGAUGUGUAGGGGUCAGCUUGGCGUAUCACCUGGCUAAAGGCGGCAUGAAGGAUGUGGUGCUGCUGGAGAAGUCUGAGCUGACAGCUGGAUCCACCUGGCACGCUGCUGGUUUGACAACGUAUUACCAUCCAGGCAUCAACCUUAAGAAAGUCCACUUUGACAGCAUUAAAUUAUAUGAGAGCCUGGAGGCUGAGACUGGACAGGCAGUGGGCUUUCACCAGCCCGGCAGUGUCCGCAUUGCUUCCACACCGGCUCGAGUGGAUGAGAUGAAGUACCAGAUGACCCGCACACACUGGCAUGUGACGCCACAGUACUUCAUCGGACCAGAGAAAGUCCAGGAACUUUUCCCUUUGCUCAACAUGGACAAGGUAUUGGCAGGUCUGUACACCCCAGGAGAUGGCCACAUUGACCCCUACUCUCUGACCAUGGCUCUGGCUGCAGGGGCUCGUAUGUACGGCGCCCAGAUCUACAACCCAGCCCCAGUCACUGCCCUCAACCCAACUGCUGAUGGCAAGUGGGACGUCCAGACUCCUCAUGGAACAAUCCGUGCCAAUCGCAUUGUCAAUGCUACAGGUUUCUGGGCUAGGGAGGUGGGCAAGAUGAUUGGGUUUGACCACCCAACCAUCCCAGUGCAUCACCAGUAUGUGGUGACAGCAACAGUACCAGAGGUAAAGGCUCUGAAGAAGGAGCUGGCUGUCAUCAGAGAUCUGGAGGGGUCUUACUACCUGCGUCAGGAAAGAGAUGGCUUGCUGUUUGGCCCAUAUGAAAAGAUGGAGAAGAUGGUAAUGCAGGAUUCCUGGGUCAGAGAUGGUGUACCUCCAGGUUUCGGUAAGGAGCUGUUUGAGUCAGACCUUGACAGGAUAAUGGAGCAUGUUGAGAUGGCCAUGGAGAUGAUCCCUGUGUUGAAGAAAGCUGACAUUAUCAACAUUGUGUCUGGACCAAUCACAUACACCCCUGACCUGCUACCCAUGGUGGGACCACACCAGGGAGUUCGCAAUUACUGGACUGCCAUUGGCUUUGGGUAUGGAGUUAUCCAUGCUGGUGGUAUUGGUAAGUUCCUGAGCGACUGGAUUAGGAAUGGAGAGCCUCCCUAUGACCUGAUUGAAUGUGACCCUAACCGCUACGGCAAAUGGACAGAUGUGCCUUUCAUGUGUGCCAAAGCUCGAGAAUCCUAUGGCUUCAACAAUGUGGUUGGUUACCCUAAGGAGGAGCGUUUUGCUGGCCGGCCAACCAGCCGGACAAGCGGUGUUUACGAGCUGCUGAAGGACAAAGCAUCUAUGGGCUUUCAUGCUGGCUGGGAACAACCUCACUGGUUCUACAAACCUGGAGAUGACAUUGGAUACAAGCCCAGUUUCCAUCGUACCAACUGGUUUGGACCAGUUGGCAGAGAGUGCAGGCUGGUGAUGGAGAAGGUGGGAGUGAUCGACCUGACUCCUUUUGGCAAGUUCAUAGUGAAGGGGAAGGACUCACACAAGCUGCUGGACCGCCUCUUUGCCAACACCAUGCCCAAGGUGGGCCACACUAAUAUCAGCCACAUGUUGACACCCACGGGGAGAGUCUAUGCUGAGGUCACCAUCACCCAGCUGUCACCAGGGGAGUUUUUGCUCAUCACCGGCUCAGGGUCAGAGCUACACGACCUCAGGUGGAUAGAGACAGAGGCUGCAGACGGUGGAUAUGACGUCGACAUCAGCAACGUAACAGAAGAUAUAGGCGUGCUGGGCAUAGCAGGACCAAACUCACGCAAAGUUCUUCAAAAACUGACAGAUGAGGACAUGAGUGACGCUGGAUUCAAAUUUCUGCACUGCAAGUCCAUCAAGUUGGCCGGCAUUCCUGUCCGGGCCAUCAGGAUCUCCUAUACGGGUGAGCUCGGCUGGGAGCUGUACAUCGACCAGAAGAACAUGGCAGCUGUGUACCAGGCCAUGAUGGAAGCAGGAAAGGACGAAGGCAUCGACAAUUUCGGCACCUACGCCAUGUCCUCCCUCAGACUUGAGAAAGGCUUUAGAGGCUGGGGAGCUGAGAUGAACUGUGACACCAAUCCUCUGGAGGCUGGGUUGGACUAUUUCAUCAAACUGAACAAGCCCGCUGACUUUAUUGGCAAAGCAGCUCUUCAGGAGAUCAAAGCCAAAGGCCUGAAGAGGAAGCUGUCCUACAUCACCCUGGAUACGGAUGAUAUCGACCCUGAGGGCAACGAGACCGUCUGGCACAAUGGAAAGGUGGUCGGCAACACGACGUCCGGAGCCUACAGCUACAGCAGCCAGCAGAGCCUGGCGUUCGCCUACCUGCCUCUCGAGCUGUGCUCCGUGGGCCAGAAGGUUGAAGUGGAACUGCUGGGGAGGAAAUACCCCGCCAUGGUCAUCCAGGAGCCAUUAGUCCUCACCGAGCCCACACGGACCCGGCUGCAGAAGAAGGCAAAGGGCAAAGCAUAAGUGUGGACUGUCCUCGAUCAGCUUGUCACCAGCUAAUGAAGAACAAUCCUACUGUGAAUUAUAAAUGAGAGGCUGUGAUGGUGAUGAAGGGUAAAGCUGUUAUGGGAAAAGAAUCACGUGUCCGGAGCUCAGUGGCCACUUCAGGGAAAAAGAGGCACAUUCACAAUUUCCUCUUCCCGUCCCGUCGCCUGUUGAGGGUGGAAACAGAUUCAGCAUGUGAGAAUGCUCAGUGCAGUCUUCUAUAUGUGUUUUUGAGAAAUAAGAACUGUGAUAUAUUUGCACCACAAUGUCUUAAAGUGUUGGAAGAGUAAUUGACUUUUUGUAAUUCUAUGAAUGGAUGUUAAUGGUUUACAGGUCAAAAGUUGAAGAAUGCUUGAUUUUUGAAAACUUUUCAAACUGGAAGGGUCAAAUGAAACCAUUUUUUUUUGUGUGUUUAUUAGAAAGUCAGAAAUAAAGCAGCUGAAUUUUUCAUGACAGCACUUUGUGACAAAUACCAAGUAAAUGUAUAAGAAAAACUGUUAUAAACACCAAUAACCAAAAGAAACAGAAUGUUCACAAACUUGUACAAAGAUUGUUUUAUAAAUCAUUUUUUUUUUACUAAUAUGUAAUUGGUGUAUAUUGAUACCUUGAUAAUUAAAGCCAUGCAUUCUCUGUCUUACUGCA
Molecule: messenger RNA, 3416 nt
Organism: Lates calcarifer (barramundi perch)
Lineage: Eukaryota; Metazoa; Chordata; Actinopteri; Centropomidae
Gene: dmgdh
Product: dimethylglycine dehydrogenase
Cellular component (GO): mitochondrion
Molecular function (GO): oxidoreductase activity; protein binding
Source: RefSeq, a predicted model, not a curated record